Molecule: messenger RNA, 659 nt
Organism: Westerdykella ornata
Lineage: Eukaryota; Fungi; Ascomycota; Dothideomycetes; Pleosporales; Sporormiaceae
Exons: 1
Coding region: 110-472 (120 amino acids)
Source: RefSeq, a predicted model, not a curated record
GGCUACUAGUGGGAUCUAAGAUAGGGUACUGUGCAGUAUCUGUGGAUACUACUAACGGAGGACAUGUCGGCUUAAUGACACUUAACCUCGAAUUUGAAAGGAAUUCCUCAUGUGUAUCGAGCUUUUACUUACUGAGACGCAUGCCCCACGCGCUCGUUUUCGCUCCUUUCUCUUAACCAACCGGUCGAACAAGUCCCACACGCAUAUCUUCUCUCUCCUCCACCUUGGAAGUAGACUCCAACUCUUAGCCCUAGGGUACCUUCAAUACACUCAUCCCUCCCUCCCUUCCCUCUACCCACCGCCAUCCACAGGCCCCAACGAACGUCAUCGAUCAUCCGCCACCCACUCCCCUCCCGGCAAACCAACCCGUCGUUUCAACGCCAGCCUUGUGUUUCACUCCGCCAGCGUAACUCACGGCCUCCGCCUGUCGACCUACCCUCAAUCUACUUGGCAAGCUAGCAGGACACGAUAGCCGGAACGAACGACUAGUGAGUGAGUGCUACGUUACACUCAACGGAGGGUGGGGCAGGCGGAGGGGGAUGGACAGAGAGGGAGGGGUGGCGGUGAUGGUGGUGGUGCAGCAGACCGUUUUUGUGUCCGAUUCAUUGGCAACACAUUGGAUAUGCUGUUGUGCAUGUGUCUCGAAGAAAAGAGCGGGG